Vigna unguiculata (cowpea) is the source of this 411-nucleotide messenger RNA. It is a transcript of the gene CLV3, whose product is annotated as CLAVATA3. NCBI's taxonomy places the organism in Eukaryota, Viridiplantae, Streptophyta, Magnoliopsida, Fabales, Fabaceae. The record is from RefSeq and is a predicted model, not a curated record. Gene Ontology annotation, molecular function: receptor serine/threonine kinase binding.
AUGGCAUCAAAGUUGAUUUUCACCACUUUCGUUUUACUUAUGCUUCUGUGCCUGCUUCUUACGAGGGAGCCUUCUGGUUGUGGUUCUGCAUAUGAAUGCUUUGGUGCUAAUGCAGCUGGUCUCAGAGACAUUCCAAACAGGAAGGCGCUGUCUAUUUUGAAGAAUAAGAAAACUGCUCUGAAGGCUGGUUUGCAAGGAUCAUCAAGCAUCAAGUAUGGUGAAAAGCCACUGAGUUGGGAGUUGAGGAAGGUUCCUUCAGGUCCAGACCCGCUGCAUCAUAAUGGUGUCAACCCCAAGAAACCUCAAACCCCUUAAACUCACCACUUGAACCAGCUUUGCCCUAGUUUUUUGUUAUCAGUGUCAACAUCCAUGACAUAAGUUCAUUGAAGAAAAAAAUAUAUAAACAUACAC